Gossypium arboreum is the source of this 2450-nucleotide messenger RNA. RefSeq lists its product as uncharacterized. The coding region runs from base 256 to 2205 and encodes 649 amino acids. The transcript has 7 exons. The record is from RefSeq and is a predicted model, not a curated record. NCBI's taxonomy places the organism in Eukaryota, Viridiplantae, Streptophyta, Magnoliopsida, Malvales, Malvaceae.
AAACACGGUGCCGUUUUACUCAUUUUGAAGCAAUAAAUUACUACUAAAACCCUUCCGCUUUUUCUCAUAAAACCACUUCUCUCUCUCUCACUCCAAACUUUGUUGGCCAAAGAAAACCAAUGGCAUCUGCCGUCCACCACCUGCUCCGGCCAGCGGCUAAAUUAAAGAUCCCGAAGCAUGAAUAAUGGCAUAUACCUUUUUACUAUUACAGAGAUGUAUGUGAUAUUGGCUUUGCCAGUUUGAUAUAUCUCAGUGAUGGGUUUUAAAUAUAAAGGCAUAGGCUGGUUAGGGGACGUUUAUCAGACGUUUGAAACGCUGUGCCAUGAGGUGGAUAAUAUUGUGAAUCAGGACACUGUCAAAUAUGUUGAAAAUCAGGCACAGAGUGUGGGUAAAAGCAUGAAGAGAUUUUAUUCUGAUGUCAUACAUGAUAUAUUGCCUCCUUUAAAACACGAAAAAGAAAGGGCGGCUUUAAAAAGAAGUGCUACAAUCGAAUCCGAUGUUAAAUCCAUGGCGGCUAUUGAGGAGGAUCACAUAUACACUGUUGAUAAGCUAUUUCAUGUUGAGGCUGUUGCAGUAGAUCCCAUUGAAAUGCAGCUUGGUCAUGCUUCUAAUGAACUUUGCCUUUCAGAUCAACUCUGUACUCCGACAUUUAUUGAUGGGGCAGAGUCAGACAUGAUGCCAGGACAAACUAGCGAUGGUUUGAAGAAUACUUGUUCCGAUGUAAACAUAGAAAAAAAUGGCCUAAUGGAAAAAACAUCUGGGUCUGAUGUUGUAGAGUUGAUAUCUCCUAGUGAGGAAGAAUCCUUUGGGGCUUCAUUGGUGAAUGAAUGUAUUGAUUGUAAAGAUAAAAAUACAUGUGCGGUUGUGGGUGAAGUUUUUCAUACUAUUUCAGUGCAUGAUACAGAGUUUCUAACCCCUGAAAAAGAGGGAACAGUUAAUGGUAGCAUCGCAGUCGAUGUGGUCCAAAAACAGCUUUGUUGUGUUUUUGGUGAGCUUUGCCUUGUAGACCAACCAGGUAAUUCUAAUUCUGUGGAUUCCGUUUUGGGGAAAGAACACGGAACUUCAAAACAAGUCGAUGUUUUGAAAGAUACAAAACCUGAAGUGAAUAUGGAAACUGCCACAAUGGAAAAGUCUUCAGCAUCUGAGGUGUCGGAGUUGAUCUCUCCUGUUGACAAGGAAUUCUGUGGUGCUUCAUUGUUGAGUGAAUUCAUUGAUUGUAAUGAUAAAGAACCAUGGCAGGUUGAAACUGAGGUGUCGCCUGCUACUACAGUUCGUUAUGUGAGAAAGCCCUAUGCAUCUGAUGUUUUGGAGUUGAUCUCUCCUAGCGAGGAAGCAUCUUUUGGAGCAUCGAUGGUUCAUGAGUUUGUUGACUGUAAUGAUAAAAGUGCAUGUGUGGUUUGCACUGAUGUUUGUUGUGCAACUUCAGUUCACGAUGACCAAAACACAAGAACGGUUAAGAAUGACCUUGCAAAUGACUCUGACUGUGUCUCGGAUGCUUCAUCUGGUAUUACUUCUUUGCAAAUGUCUUCUUCAGCCAUACGUUGUCAGGAAAAUAUGGCCGAGGUCAGAGUUGGUUCUUCUUGUGCUUCAAGCAUUAAGGACUUCUGUUUGCCUCAGAAUCCACCAGAAAACUUACCUGCAUACAAACAUCUUUAUCAUGACUCCAUUGAUGCGUUAUCUUCCUUGUUGACCCCACUUUUAUCGAAUGAGAAGAAGUUGACUGGGGCAUUAUCCAUUGUGUCUAGCAAUGAACUGUCCUUGGAAUCACUUGGAUCAAUAGAUGAUUCCAUUGAUGAUGUCAGUAUAUCUUCCAUGUAUACCAUUCAAUUACUUGACGAGGUGAAGCUUGAGGAUAGCUGUGUAAUCGUUGACGGCACUGCACUCUAUGCCGCCUCUCGUAUAAUAAGAAAGCACAGAUCAUACAAGGUAUACGUCGAACAUGGGUGCAGACACUGUACUUCAAGUACACAAAUUGCCUACUACUUUGUUGCGCCGAAAAGGAUCCAGGAUGUUUUAACUUCAAAAAAGAGGUUGGCAAAGGAGUAUGAGCAGCUAGCAAUUUGGUUCGGAGACACGGACACGGGAUUAAACCACGAACGUUUACAAACUGUACGGCCAUCUUGCUCGAGUGCGACCUCAGAGAGCAAAAAUAUACAGACAGAAGUUAGGGCAGGAGCCAGUUAUUCUUCACAAUUAAAGCUUUGAGAGCUCUCUUUUUGAGACAAAAAGGCCAUAGUUUGGGAUGAGGGGAAUGGUUAUUUUGUUCGAGAUUUGAACCUGAACUUGCUAAAUACCUUCUUUUAGGAAUGAUUGUAUGAAUCAACUGGACUUAGUCAUGAGUUCGAUAACUCACCUUUAACUAUGCAUUCAUUCGGGUCUGGUUAAUAUAGGAUGUUGCUACUUGAGGGUUCUUAAAAUUUAUCAUGUAACUUUUUGUUAUAAAAAAUAAA